This is a messenger RNA of Aspergillus terreus NIH2624, 1587 nucleotides long. RefSeq names its product putative MFS sugar transporter protein. The transcript has 2 exons. Gene Ontology annotation, biological process: transmembrane transport; carbohydrate transport. Bases 1 to 1587 code for a protein of 528 amino acids. Gene Ontology annotation, molecular function: carbohydrate:proton symporter activity. The record is from RefSeq and is a predicted model, not a curated record. NCBI's taxonomy places the organism in Eukaryota, Fungi, Ascomycota, Eurotiomycetes, Eurotiales, Aspergillaceae. Gene Ontology annotation, cellular component: membrane.
AUGGCGCGAGACGAUCCCCUCAAGACGAAGACAGUCGAGCAUGUAGAGGAGCAAGUGCUGGCUAGCCUAACGGAGGAAGAUGUGUGGAGGAUGUCGAAGGAGGCUCUGGACCUGCGGUCCUGGACAGGAUUCCGAUUAUGCCUCAUUCUGUUCGUGCAGGGGUGUAACCAGGCCGGGUACGGUAUCGACUGGGCGGUGAUAAGUGGUAUCAACUCCUACAAAUCCUGGCACGCAUACUUUGGCUUCGGCAGCAGCGGCGGCACGUACGGCCUCAUCGCGGCGCUGAUGAAUAUCGGCAUGGUGUGUGGCGCGCCCUUCCUGUCGCUGGCAGACAUCAUCGGCCGUCGUGGGAUCAACUUCGCCGGAAACUUACUUGUCAUUGCGGCCAGCAUCCUGCAGGGCUGCUCGACUAACCUCAGUAUGUUCAUGGCUGGACGGUUUCUCAUGGGGUUUGGGUCAGCGCUGCUCUCCUCGUCGCAGUAUAUCGGAGAGAUCGCUCCCGUACAUUUGCGUGGUCUCAUGGUCGGUAUCUUCGGGGCCUGCUUCCAGGUUGGUAGUCUCGCCAUGACUGGUGCCAUGAUCGGGCUGUCGCGUAUGGAUGGAAACUGGAACUGGCGUGUCCCAUUGUGGCUUGAAGCCCUAUUCCCAGCCAUCGUCUGCAUCUCAAUCUAUCUGAUAACCCCGGAGAGCCCACGUUACUAUGUCAAGCGUGGGAAGCUCGACAAAGCCCGUCAGGUCGUGGCCAAGUACCACACCACGACCGGCGAUGUGAGUCAGCCCAUCGUUGACGUCGUCAUCUCUCAGAUCGAGGCGUCCAUUGAGAAUGACCGCGCGGGAUAUACCAGCUUCUGGGAUUACCGCGUGUUCUUCACGCGCGCUGUGCGCUACCGGUUGCUUGUGCUUUUCCUAUACUCCAUCUUCCAGCAGUGGAACGGGGGCGGGAUCAUCACCUACUACAUGGUCCCCGCUCUCGAAACAAUCGGAAUUGAAGACGGCAUACAGCAACUAGGCAUCCAGCUCGGAACCACGGCAACCUACUUCGUCUUCACUGCAUGCGGGGCCCUCAUCAUCGACCGCUUCCGCCGUCGCCACCUCGUCUUCGCGGGUCUAGGCACCAUGAUCGUCUUUGAGACCGCGGUAACCAUCACCUCGUGGCAGUAUUCAUUGUCGGCGAGCCGCGCGGCUGCUGCACUGACUAUCCUGUGGGUAUAUCUGUAUCAGACGUUCUCAGCCCUGCUAGUGGCCACCAUGCACAACCUAUACCCGGUGGAGAUUCUGUCUCUCGCACUUCGAGCCAAGGGCAUGGGUUUGUACGGACUGAUCCAGGGUGGCGCGGGAGCCGUCCAAACCUAUGGCAUCGGUGUGGGCAUCGAAAAGCUCGGGUACAAGAUCUGGGUGGUGUACAUCGUUUACAACUGCAUCCAGUUGGUGCUAUCGUAUUUCAUCUUCCCGGAAACGAAGGGACUGUCGUUGGAAGAGAUUGAUGCCGUGUUUGAGACACCUGGCGUGGCUCCAGUCAAGAUGUCGCUGGACAUUCAGAAAGCCAAGAAAGAGAUGGAAGAAGCCAAUCGGGGUUUCCUUGGGUAG